Molecule: messenger RNA, 7184 nt
Organism: Stegostoma tigrinum
Lineage: Eukaryota; Metazoa; Chordata; Chondrichthyes; Orectolobiformes; Stegostomatidae
Gene: lrig2
Product: leucine-rich repeats and immunoglobulin-like domains 2
Exons: 19
Coding region: 221-3511 (1096 amino acids)
Molecular function (GO): protein binding
Source: RefSeq, a predicted model, not a curated record
GGCCGUGGAGAAUGGGCGCUUUGUGCAAGCGGUCGCGGCGGCGGAUCGAGGGUCUUCAGGCACUGGCGGCUCACCGUGAGUGAGUGGUGUCAGUGCGGGGGUCGGGGUUGCGGUGUUGUGUGGUUUUACACAGCGGGGUGAGAGAGAGGGGAGUGUACGCUCCGGGGCGGUGGAGGGUGGGGGUUUGUUUUGUUUUUGUCGAUCGGUGGGUAAUCCUAAGAUGGCGGCGGGGCCUGGGCUCGCUCCCCGGUUAUUCCCGGCCGUUCUGCUCCUGGCGGCAGCGGUAGCGGCAGCUUCUUCCUCGGCUUGUCCCCCGCAAUGUUCCUGCGACGUCGGCCUGGUGGAUUGCAGCAGGGGGCAAGUGGCCGCGAUUCCUCAGCAGCUUCCAGCCUGGAUCAAGCAUCUAGAUUUGAGUCACAAUCGACUGGUUUCCACAAAAGACUCUGUAUUCGAGGGCCUUCACACACUUCUGGAAGUGAAUAUCAACUAUAAUCUACUCUCUACAAUCCCAACACUGGGGGCAGUAGCAGCCAACAUUACCGUCCUGUCACUAACACACAAUCAGCUAACUGAGAUAAUUGCUGAGGACCUUCUGCCGUACAGUGCUUUGGAGACCUUGGACCUGAGCUCAAAUUUAAUUUCAGAAAUCAAAACCUCUUCGUUCCCUAUAAUGCAAUUGAAAAACCUACAUUUGAACAAUAAUCGAAUUACCGUCCUAGAACCGGGCUGUUUUGAUAAUUUGUCCAACACCUUGCUCGUCCUGAAACUGAACAGGAAUAAAAUUACUGUCAUUCAACCAAAGAGCUUCCGCUUGCCUCAGCUUCAAUACCUGGAGCUAAAACGCAACCGAAUCAGAAUUGUCGAGAGUCUAACGUUUCAUGGCCUCGACUCAUUGAAGUCAUUGAAACUGCAGUGUAAUGGGAUCUGCGAACUCAAGGAUGGAGCCUUCUGGGGGCUGAAUGAAAUCACAGAGCUGGAUUUGGAACAUAAUAACUUAACUGAAGUAACUAAGGGCUGGCUAUAUGGCCUCAAACUGCUGCAGCAUCUCCACCUGAGCCAGAAUGCCAUCACCAGGGUCAGUGCAGAUGCCUGGGAGUUCUGCCAGAAGCUGACUGAAUUAGACAUGACCUACAAUCAGAUGACUCGUUUAGAUGAGUCUACUUUUGUAGGCUUGAAUUUGCUUGAGAGUUUGUACAUGGGUGACAACAGAGUGAGUUAUAUCGCUGAUGGAGUCUUUAGCAGUUUGUCUAACUUGCUGACGCUUGAUCUCAGGAAUAACAAAAUUUCAUGGGCAAUCGAGGAUUCACAUGGUGUUUUUACCGGAUUAGUCAAGCUGCGAAAGUUAAUCCUGCAGGGUAGCAAAAUAACAUCCAUCACAAAGAAAGCAUUUUCUGGGCUGGAAACUCUUGAAUACCUAGAUUUGAGCAACAAUGCUAUCAUGUCCAUUCAAGAAAAUUCUUUUGCCCAAAUGAGCUUGAAGGAACUGGGUCUGAACACAUCCAGUCUUCUGUGUGACUGUCAGCUGAAGUGGCUGCCUCAAUUUCUAAAGGAAAAACAGUUUCAGCAUACAGUCACUGCUAACUGUGCUCACCCUGUUUGGCUGGCUGGGAAAAACAUUUUUAAUGUUGAUGCAGAGGAUUUCAUUUGUGAUGCUUUCCCAAAACCAUUGAUCACUGCCCAUCCUGAAACCACUGUGGCAUUGAGAGGGAUGAAUGUCAGCUUUAGCUGCACAGCCUGUAGCAGCAGUGACUCCCCCAUGGCCGCUGUGUGGAGAAAGGACAGGGAGUUACUGUACGAAGCUGAAAUUCAGAACUAUUCUAGCUUGCAAGAACAGGAUGGUGAAUUUGUUGAAUACACCACCGUACUACAACUGCGGAACGUCAAUUUCACAGACGAGGGGUGGUACCAGUGUGUCAUCACAAAUUACUUUGGCUCCAAUUAUUCUAACAAGGCAGAGCUAACUGUGAAUGAACUUCCGUCAUUUAUGAAAACCCCCAUGGAUUUAACAAUCCGGACAGGUGCAAUGGCACGGCUUGAGUGUGCUGCAGGAGGUCACCCAAUGCCACAGAUUGCUUGGCAGAAAGAUGGUGGCACAGACUUUCCAGCAGCACGGGAACGGCGUAUGCAUGUCAUGCCAGAGGAUGAUGUCUUCUUCAUUGUAAAUGUGAAGAUGGAGGACAUGGGCAUGUACAGCUGUAUGGCCCAAAACACGGCAGGGGGCAUUUCCGCAAAUGCUACACUGACUGUCCUAGAAACUCCCUCAUUUGUGCGGCCAUUAGAAAAUCGGACUGUUGCUAGAGGAGAGACUGCAGUUUUACAGUGUAUAGCUGGUGGUAGCCCCAUUCCACGACUGAACUGGACAAAGGACGAUCGCCCUUUAACUGUAACAGAGAGACACUUCUUUGCUGCUGCCAGCCAGCUUCUGAUCAUUGUAGAUGCUGGCCCAGAGGACAUUGGGAAGUAUACCUGUGUCAUGUCAAACACGCUUGGGACGCUGCGCGGGCACAUUUAUCUGAAUGUGAUUCCAACUUCCAACUGCGACUCCAUGCAGAAAACUUCAUUGUUUGGAGACGAUGGCUGGACAACAAUUGGAAUUGUAAUUAUAGUCGUGGUGGUUUGUGUCGUGGGCACGUCUCUGGUCUGGGUGAUUGUUAUCUAUCACAUGAGACGGAAGAGUGAAGAUUACAGUAUUACAAAUACAGAUGAAAUGAAUUUACCUGCUGACAUUCCAAGCUAUCUGUCAUCCCAAGGAACGCUGUCUGAGCCUCAGGAAGGGUACAGCAACUCUGAGGCCGGAAGCCACCAACAGCUGAUGGCCUCCACUACCCAUGGCUAUGUGCAUAAAGGAACUGAUGGUAUUUGCUACGUGGAUACUGGAAGUGAGACGGAUGCGGAUUUGCUGACCACCCCUUUUGGUACAAAUCUGCAUGGGAGAAUGGGAUCUUUAUAUGCUGGGCGAAGUAGCUUCCAUCCAAGUGAACCUCGUGAAGGACUUGCGCAGCAGGUCAACCCAGGUGGUACUUCUGGGCCGUUAGUGAUCUGCUCGGACUGUUACGACAAUGCAAACAUAUACUCAAAGAACAGAGAGUAUUGCCCAUAUACAUUCCUUGCAGAGGAGGAUCCCCAGGAACAUGCUCUGACUGGCAGCUUCGCAGUACAUACUCAGCAUGAAGGUACAGCUAUAGACAGUCUGGUAACAGAGGCUGACGUGUCUGUUUCUUUAACAAAUCACGAUAGGAUACGCAAUCCAGCAAGUACAGUACAGCUGCACCGGAAGGAAUCCUGCCCACGGCCUCCUUGGAGUUCGAGUACAGAUUCAGGACAUUCUCAUUAUUCUCAGCAACCUGUGACUAUCCACAAGAAUCCCCAGGCUUUUUUGCAAGGUGACGAUGAGACAGAGGAUGGGGCUGAGCCCCCUGUAGCCAAAAACAGACUGAGCCAGAGAAGCCUUGAGCAAAGUACUGGUAAUGAGCGAACUCUAGCCAUGCAGGCUCAUGGCGCCACUACGUAGAUCAUGUAUGUGAUGAUUGCGCAUGUAUUGUUGGUCCCCUGGGCAACAGAACCUCCAUUCACUACCUCAGAGCAGUGACACUGAGGCCAGAACUGGCUAUGUAUGUUUAUGAUUAGGCUUGGCAGAUCUUCAUUGAUCUCCUUAUCUUCAUUUACAGCAAUCCUCGUAAGGAAGCAACAAAAGAAUGAUUCACUAUUGGGUACGUUGUUCUGGUGUAAGCCACAUGUUUAACUUUAAUAGGAGACUUUAGUAUUUCGGCCAUUUUCUUGAAGGCAAAAAUGAAAAUUAGAAUUGUGGAAUGCUCCCUGAAAUAUUGGCAAGCCUCCUGGAAUCACAUUUAAAAAUUUUUAAAUUGCCUGCAAACAUUGACUAUAGAAAAAGCCUCCCUCCAGCCUAAUAAUUGGACCCCUUAAUUUUCUCACUGAUGAUAGCAGACUGUGUACUCACCAGUAAUUCAUCUUGUGCUUGGCUCAGUGUCUUCCCCAGAAUAAGUCCAAGUUUGGAACACUAAAAUCUAAAAUCAGGUUGCUGGAUGUAUAUUUCAUAGUUCCAGUGAAUGCAGUGUGCUGAAUGUUACUGACAUUGCACUGUCAAAACUACAGAAAGUAAAUUGAACUGAUUUGAGAGCAGCAAAUGGAUGAGUAAUCUUAUGUAAUUGUUCUCCUGUCUAAACUGAUUUCACAGUAACGUGAUUGCUAGGUUUCCAGCUCCGGAUGGGACUUUCCAAUUAGCCUUUCUAAAAGGAUAUCAUCUUUGCCAAGACAGCAGCUCUCACUUAUAAAUGCAUCCAAAAGAACAUUCUCUCUUCUCUCCCAAGUGUGACAAGUAUGUAGGCAGUCAGCUGGCAGACACCACGUUGAGUUAUUGGUUAUAAUCCAGCUUCAGUGCAUAAAAUACAGAGCCAUUAGAGUGUCUGGACUGCAUUAAUGAUGUGGAAUAUACUGAUUGAAUUGUGAGUUUUUGCAAUGCUGCCAGAAGAUGAUUUAUAAUGCUGCAUACAUUCCUGGUUUUUUAAAUCAUUAAAGUUUAAAAAAGAACUUGCAGUGCUCCAGCUACAAUGCACUCAGUGCAACAUGAACGCUGUAUCUUGCCUGCAAGAUUUGAGUAGGACAGUUUUUGGAUUGACAUGGGACUACUGCUGAGAAAAAAAAAUUGGCCUCGACUAUCUGCAAGUGCAAGAAUUUGAAAACGCAAGCUGUUGGUUUAACCAACUAAAGAGCUCAUGCUCCAGAUUGUCCUUGGCUGUUCAAGACUUGAACUGGAACUGAAGCAGUGACAACAGCUGUACUUAAUGGAUUUCAGUGGCAAACAGUGAAACUUUCCUCCUCAUGAAUUGCCGUAUAAUCUUGGCAGGAUGAUCAUAAACAUACAUGCACGGAUUUCAUUUUGGCCUAAUGGUGAUUCCUUGUUAGGUAGCCAGCAGGAGAGAAUGUGCUGUGCGGAGAUGUUAAACCAUUAAACUGUUCUCUGUGACUGAUUAAACCCUUCCCCUGUCACAAUGUCCUUGUCUAUAUUGGAACCUUUGAUAUAAAUUGACUGUUGCAUUUAUAGCUUUUAUAUAUUAUAUAUAGAUAUAUAUAUAUUCUAUGCAUAUGCACAUGAGUAAAAUCAAAUGUGAAGCCUUACAUAAUGUAAAUAAGUUUCCUUUUUUAAAUUAUGGAUUUGAGUGCUAAUUGUCAGAACUGGUGAAGUGAUGCACGUGAUAUACAUAGCUGGGCCAGCAUUUUCAAUUCCACCAUCCGCAUUGUCCUGGAACUGCAGCUUUAACCGACAUUUCUAGUUAUUGAUGUUCAAUCACUACACGUCAAUGGAACAUGAUGACCAAUGGAGCCAUUCACUGCUCCCAUGCUCAGUUUGAGUUCUGUACAUAUAACAACCUGAGUGUUUCAUAAUUUCCUCUGAUUUUUGAAUGUGCAAUCCUGUUGUGUUAGAACAAAACAUCAUUGUGAAAUGGCAGCUGUGAACAGACAGCCCAUUCAUCAGCUUCAGAAAUUUAUAAAUUCUCCCAUUUAAUAAGCACUUGUCCUUAAACUUUUUGCAUCUACAUGAACUCACUCUUAAAAUAGAUAUGAUCAAAUUGAAGUUGUCCAGUAGCAACAGUUGUGUCUGCAGUCGGUUUAUGUUGACAAAAACCAAGUACUGAAAUAGAAACACAGAAAGCUGGAAAUACUGUACCCAACAGGUCAGGUAAUGUGUGUGGAGCAAGAAAAAAAAACAAGUUCAUGUUUCAGGCCAGUGAACAAUGAAAGCAAUUCUGAUGAAAUGUCACUAACCUUGAAUAUUCAAACUGUAAAAUGAAGGUGGGGAAACCCUGGCUAGACUCUAAACUCUGUUUAAGCCCUUCAGGAAAUGUACUAUUGUUGGUCAUCUUUCAGGAGUACUAAGUAAAUGAUCAGUUAUGACUGAAUUUUGCCUUUAGAUGAACUUAAUUAGAAUUAUGGUCAAAAAAUUACUUUCAGCCCUAUGUAAAUUGAUGAACACAGCCUGUUUCCUGCAUGGAAGGUCAAAAAACCACUGCAGAUACGAUACCAUGCCCACCAUCUUGUGCAGCCAUUAGAUUGUGCCUCAGUCGGCAUAGGAUAGGCCGUAUCCAAGUCUGACCGUAUAAGUGUAUUAGUCUUGUUCUAGUACAAGCCUUCAAAUGUUUGGAGAUCGAAUUCAAUGAAACUGUUAGCUUGUGUUUUUAAAUAGGAGAAUUGUAUGAAAACUUCCCAAUUAUUGUGGAAACCCAGCAGAUUGAUUGACUAAUGCCUGUCAGAGAAGGGAAACUGCCAUUCUUGCAUUGUCUGACCCUACAUGUCUCUACUUCGUACUAUGUGGUUGAUUCAUCGUGCUUACUGGUGCCAUCCACAUCCAGAAAAUUAUCAACCACAAAGCUGAAAAACUAUUAACUGUCAACAGACUUUUUUCUUUGGACAAGUGAUUCCAUCAAUAAAGGCCAUCUCAGUGAACCAUUUGGGUUUUUUGACCAUAUAGUGUCUUCCUAAUCAGUUCACAAUGUUUUAGAACAUAGAACAUAGAACAGUACAGCACUGUUCGGUGAAUUUUUAAUCCAGGGUGCAUUUACUGGCCUAGGAACAACACCCAUAUCCAACCUGUUUGUUCUCUGUAGUAUUUGCUUUUGACUGUUCAUAUCCUCCUGUCUUUCACUUGCUCCUGUGGCAAGCUGCCACCUGAUAUAUAUUAAUUGCCACUUGCCUAGUUCUGUUUUCUUUCCGCUUUUGAAUCACUAGGGGGGAAAUAAGGAGGUAGUGGAAUUUCGUUAAUAAUUCUUCAAAGUUCUGUGGGUUUUUAAACCAGGCAGUGGUAAUGAUGAACAACAGAUUUAUCUGACCCGAUACUGUCAGCGGUUGUAGUACACUGAUUGAUUUAUUUCAUUGAUGUCAGGGUUUGUUUCAGUGACUAAUGAUUGACUUGGGUGAAUUAUUAAACAUUCCAUUCUGAAACGUACAUAGGUGAUUGUGAAGAUCUGCUAAGGUGGCUUGACUGGUUGGUAAUGGAUUUCUGGCAUUUUUUAAUUCAGCCAAAUUUUGGGAUUCUAUAGACUGGCCAUUCAGCCCAUUUGGUCUUUGCCAACAUUUAUGUUCCUGAUGAGCAUCCCUCCCCUCAUGCUACUUUAAUCUGACAAGACUAGUAUAACCUGGUCUGUCACCUUUAUAAUAAAAUGUGAGGC